CUCGGAUUUUGAUUUGAUUGUCGGUGUCAAAUUCCCCAACAGAAAAAGCAUCAGUGCCUCUAAACGCGGAUUCCUUCGCAUUGCGGCUCAAAAUUUACUGUCUCUUGUGUUCAAUGACAAAAAGUGAAGCCAAUUUAUAACUUGCCUUGUGCGUAAAGGAUAAAUCAAUGUCCGGUUUCAGUUUCGGAACCCCAACGACGAGCGCUCCGGCGUUCUCGUUUGCUACAACCGCUGCCACAACAACGAUGCCUACAGCAGCGCCUGCGGCUGUUCCUGUCGCCGCUCCUGCUACUGCUACUGCUGCUCCAAUGGGAUUGAGUAGCUUUGGAAGUGGAGCAACGGGGGCUGCUCCUGCAACGGCAACAAUACCUCCUGCAUUCGGAGCAUUGGGCAAACCGGCAACUACUGCUACUGCGACAACCGCAGCGCCAAGUUUCAGUUUCGGGACCACAACGACCCAGGCGACUUCCACCAGUACUUCUACCGGAUUCACACUGCCCGGUGGUACAGCUGCUCCAGCAGCAACAGCGAUGCCAGCAAUGAAACUGCCCUUCGGUGCUGUCUCUUCUAUAAGCUCUUCCACUGCCCCAACGUUAACACUAGGCGGUUUUGGAGCAUCCACAGGAGGAAGUACACCGUUUGCUGCGGCCAAAAUCGUAACGGCCGCAACGCCAACGACGACCGCCGCAACCACCAGUUCUGGUAUGGCGAAACCAGCGGGCCUAGGGGGCGUUGACAUAAACGCAGCAGCACCCAAAUCAGUGGAGGGAAAACCGGACAGCACCAAGGCGAAAGAAUUUCAAGUGCCACAGGAGAUUAUAACCACUGUGGAGCAGCUGAAGGAGUACAUCAAGAGGCAGAAGUCGUUUAGUUCCGACAUAGCACGAACCUCAUCGCGGAAAUUGUACAAUGUGUCAUCGGAAAUCAGCCGCCUCAAUUGGAAUCUGAUCGACAUUUCGAACAGCGUCACGAACAAUCAAUCGGCAAUCAAACUGCUGCGGGCGGAGACUUCCAGCAUUAUCCAGCAGGCGGAUAUGGCCCAGCGGACGCACGAUACACCCGCGGGAUUGCAGUUUGAGAAUACGAUGCCGCUGCAGUAUUUCAUCGAGUUGAUUCAGAAGUACGAAAGUGAUUUGCUGAAUCUCAAACAACAGGUGGAGCUCACGGAGAAGCAUAUGCAGUCAUUGACUGUCCCGCAACAUUUCACCGCGAUGGAUUUGAAACGAGGACUACAACAGAUUCACGAAAGUUUUAUCGCUCUCGCUGGUCGACUGCACGAAACCCACCAAAAAGUGGAAGCGCAGAAAGAGCAGUACAUGAAUUUGCGACGUUAUCUGCUGCGAGAUAAUACGGACGUUUUCGAAACGAAGGGAAGCACUGAAACGUCACCUCCGACCCGGUUCUCCAGCUCGAUUUCUACCGGUCCGACCCCUUUCUCAACACUGAUGGGAACAGUCAACCUGGGUGUGUCCAAGCAGAGCCAGGAUUCAACUCUUUGGCCACGCACUUCCGGCUUCGCACCAAAACCACUCGGGAUGGCCGGCUCAAGCGGAAUGUCCGCUUUUGGGACAACGCUGGGCAACCAAAGUGGUAGUGCACUGGGAAAAACGUUCGAAAGUGCGCCCCCGUUCGGAGCUGGAUCAUUCAAUCUGCAGACACCUCCGCCUGGGAGCAAGCGAAAUAAACACUAGCAUCGAGGAAACAUAUUUGGAGUGUCUGGAUGCAAUUGAAAAUACACAUGUUAAACGA
Messenger RNA from Toxorhynchites rutilus septentrionalis, 1749 nucleotides. It is a transcript of the gene Nup58, whose product is annotated as nuclear pore complex protein Nup58. The record is from RefSeq and is a predicted model, not a curated record. Gene Ontology annotation, molecular function: structural constituent of nuclear pore. The coding region runs from base 168 to 1691 and encodes 507 amino acids. The transcript has 2 exons. Gene Ontology annotation, biological process: nucleocytoplasmic transport. NCBI's taxonomy places the organism in Eukaryota, Metazoa, Arthropoda, Insecta, Diptera, Culicidae. Gene Ontology annotation, cellular component: nuclear pore.